AUGCACCUGCCUUCACUCCUUCCCACCCUUCUAGCUCUCCCACAUCUCAUAAAAGCUGGCACCGUCCCUCGCCAUCCCAAUGCUGUUCAACACCAGGACGAGAUGGGCAAUUUUGAAAACCUCGCCACAUCUGAAGUACCUCCCAAAGCCCUCUGGCUAGGAGACGGCCCGCCUCCCGUCGACGAGGAAGCCUACCAACGCCUCGUCUGCAAAGGCGGGCAAUUUCUCGCCGUCAUGUUCCUCACCUCCGCCCAAGCCGGCCCCUACCUGACGCCUCCUCAGGUCUCCUCUGCCAGCACUUGGGUUUCCUUCCCCAAGCAGCUUACCGACUGGGGUUAUAGCGAAUCCCAGAAGACAAACAUACUCCUUGGUCCAGGACAGUACGGCAUCGAGCCCCUCCUCGCCACCAUUGGCGCUUCGUUUGACUCCAGAGAUUGGUUCUUCUCCAUCAUCCAGCACGGCGACCCAUACACCACACAACAACUCGACAUACAAACCUACGUCAGUCCCAACGGCCGCGUCCUCCGCAAGACAGGCGCGCACUUCCACCUCGGCUCGCACGCCGCCUCAGGAACCCUCAUGGUAUCCAAGCAAUUCAGCGCACGGCACGAAGCCACCUACCGCUCCCCGCACAUCCCCGACGCGGACCUGCCCGCACUGAUCCGCUCCUCCGACAUCGUCUACGCCUUCUGGUACCUGCACACGUACUCCAACCUGCGUGGCCUGCGCAACAUCAUCAUCUGGUCCGUCACGAAUCCCACCACCCAGCAGAUCAUCCGCAGGGCGAUCCAGGACGCGCCCCCGGACGUACCCGGCGGCGACCCGACCAAGAAUAAGUUGAAGCCCUGGCCGGGGUACUACUUCGAUGCGUAUACCAGGGCGUGCAAGGCAUUGCUCGGGAGCCCGAAUGGCUCGGGUGUCGCGUGGAUGCUGAUACAGAGGAAGGAGGAGCUGGGGAGGAAGACGGUGACGGGGUGUUCGGUGUUUGUGAGCGAGGCCACCUUGAUGUUUGAGCCUAGCAUCGUGUUUUACAUCGGGAAUGCGGUAGCCGUGACGGCGAGGAGUAAUUCUACGAAUAGUGAAUGA
This is a messenger RNA of Aaosphaeria arxii CBS 175.79, 1086 nucleotides long. RefSeq lists its product as uncharacterized. The coding region runs from base 1 to 1086 and encodes 361 amino acids. Lineage: Eukaryota; Fungi; Ascomycota; Dothideomycetes; Pleosporales. The transcript has a single exon. The record is from RefSeq and is a predicted model, not a curated record.